AUGGCCCACCAAUUGACCAUCCUUUGCUGCGCACUCCUGGGUGUGGCUGCUGCUAGCUACAUCCCUCAUGGCGGAUAUAAUCACGGACACGGAGUGGGCUACAGCAUCCAGACGCAUCACGAGGCGCCCAAGCAGUGGCGCGAUCACCAGCAGGGUCACCACCAAUGGGUGGAGGCUCCAAAGGCCCACUCUUGGGGCACAGUUCAGGAUCACCACCACCAGCAGUGGGCUCCAGUCGCUUCGCACGACAGCCACAACCAGUGGAGCCACCACGAGGAGCCCAAUCACCACCCGAAAUACGAGUUUAACUACGGAGUGAAGGACACCAAGACCGGAGACAUCAAGCAGCAGUGGGAGACCCGGGAUGGCGACAAGGUCAAGGGAGGCUACACCAUGAAGGAGGCUGAUGGACGCACCAGGAUCGUUGAGUACACUGCCGACGCCCACAACGGAUUCCAGGCAACCGUGAAGCAUGUGGGGCACGCCAGUCACUUGGAGCACAGCCACGCACAUGGACAUGGACAUGGCCAGGAGUACGGUCAUGGACAUGGUCACGCCACAAGCUACGUGGAUGUCAAACAGGACACCAGCAGCAAGUGGGAGGACAAGAGCAGCAAGUGGUGGUAA
Drosophila teissieri is the source of this 627-nucleotide messenger RNA. It is a transcript of the gene Cpr76Ba, whose product is annotated as probable zinc transporter protein DDB_G0282067. The record is from RefSeq and is a predicted model, not a curated record. The transcript has a single exon. Gene Ontology annotation, cellular component: extracellular matrix. NCBI's taxonomy places the organism in Eukaryota, Metazoa, Arthropoda, Insecta, Diptera, Drosophilidae. The coding region runs from base 1 to 627 and encodes 208 amino acids.